GGGUCACUCGGUGUCAUGGCCGUGUACGGGAGCCGGGGGGUCGUGGGGGCGACGACUCGACCCAGUUUGGACUCGUGUCCUCCCAUGGCGGACACAGAUUAGUUAGCAUGCUAGCGAGUUAGCCCGCCGUGCUCAGCAUCACACGCAGGGACCACAGUGUGGCUGUAGGUUCCUAGGCAGUCAUGGGGAAACUACAGAGCAAGUUUCGCAAGCGGUCUGAUAUCUACAGGGCAUCUGAGGGGGAGAAGGCAGAUAAUACCUUUGACAGUCAGGUGGUGCAGCAUGAACCUGCCCAUCAAGGAUCCAUCAGCACUGUCACGAAUCUCAGCCCAGAUCUGUGUGUGUCUGGCGGCAGUGAUCAGGCUGUGGUGGUGUAUGACUGGAAACAAGGCCGGAUGUGUCAGACCUUCCAGGGUCACAACCGAGAGGUUACUAAGGUGGUGUGUUAUCCAGGAAGUACAUGGAUCUUUAGUGCCUCACGGGACAAAACUGUUCUGAUGUGGGACCUAAACCAGGGGGAUGAACCUAUUCAGGAAUUUUGUGGGCAUGAGUUGGUGGUCAACGGACUAGCUAUCAGCCCUGAGGGGAGAAAGCUAUGCACCGGCUCUCGUGACAACUGGAUGUGCCUGUGGGACAUAGAAUCUGCAAAAUGUGAACAGAGACACAACAUCUCUCGAAACCUGGUGACUCAUGUGUGUUGGGUGCCAGCCAGCUCCUCUGUAGUCCAGACUUCUGAGGAUAAGACCAUAAGGGUGUGGGACAGCCGUGCCUGGCAGGUGACCAAUACUUUUCCAGCCAAGCAGUACAUCCAGACCCACUGUGAUGUGUCUCCCAACGGGAACUAUAUGGUGUCCAGCAGCAAUGGCUUUGGAGGGCAGGGCUGUGAAGCCACGCUCUGGGACCUGCGACAGCCUGGCUGUAAGGUUGUGGAGUACAGAGGACACCUUCAAACCACAGCCUCUUGUGUUUUUCUACCUACGCCUCCUGGUGGCACCGCUCAGGUAGUAACAUCCUCCCAUGACAGCUCCAUAAAGAUCUGGGAUCAGAACACAGCAGUUUGUUUAGGGACGUUGUCUAUGGAUGGUGCUGGUCCACUGGUUUCCCUGGCCCCGAGUGACUCCACCAAUCUGCUGUGUGCCAGCUUCAGCAACGGCAUCAACCAUAUCCAGGUGGGACAGGGAUCCAGCCAGGCUCAGGGUUCUGCAGCAGGUUCAGGUGGAGCUGGUGGCCUCGACAUUAAAGUCGUUGCACGUUUCUGAGAGUCCGGUCGAGCCUGGUGUGACUCGUAACCCUCACCUGUGACCUUUCAGCGACUCAGCAAGCAAUAGAACUGAAUUAAUUUUUUUUAUAUAAUUUGACACUGUAUUUCUAUAGACACGUUUGCUUUAUUAGACUGCCAUACAGUGAAGAAUGACAAAGGAGAUCAGCAAGAACAUGAGGGAAUUAAAAUGACAUAUAGAGGAUGUACCUUUUGUCCAGCAGAGCCAUGUGUAUGUCCGUCACAUGUUCUGUUGGGAGACUGUGAACUCCAGAGUCCUCAUGCUUGGACUGACGCCUUCAUGGACCAAGUCAGAUGAACCAAGGUUUACUCAGUUUAUAUACUACUACAGCUAGGUGGCGCUGACAAGAUGCUUUAUUCACAUGUAUUCAUUUGUAUUGAGAGUUUCUGUUAAAAAUUGGCGGCAGGAGUAUCAGCUGUGUGUUCAGGACUUCUACUGAGCCAAAUAGAAUUUCAUACUAAUAGUAUAGAUUUAGUUUUUUCCAAUAUCAGAUUUAAUAAGUGCUGUCAGAUUUACAGUCUUGUCUAUCAAGUGGAAAGUUGUUUUUAUCACCAAAACAUAGUAAAGAGGAACACGUCGAUGUUCUUGAUUAGUUUGUGCUCUAGAUUGAAGUCCAGUGUUAGGCCAAAUGACUCCAUAUGACACAGGUCUGUAUAAACAUACUUUAUUUUUAGGAUACAGAUUCUAAUAUUUGUAAACUGAAGCUGCUGAUAGUUGAUGUGCUGGUAUCCAACAUGUAUUUAAAAUAGAAAAUUACUAUGCAAUAUACCAUAGUGAUUCCCUUUUUGAUAAAACACAGGUUGAAUAAACAAGUAAAGCUGCUCAACGUGAAAAUAAAAAAACUGCAACCAGCAGUUAUUGAAGAUAUUGUUUGACAAGGUCUUCUGUGCUAUUAACAAAAUGUAUUGAACAUGAAUUCUGUCAGAAUAAAAAAUCCAGACCUAAAAAGUUCAGUGAGUGAAUGCUAAUGCUAAAGAAGCCUUAAGUGAAUGAAUUUGGCCAGUUCUAUAUUAAAAUCUAUAAUUGUCAGGGCAUGAGUAUAAAGACUCAGGCACUAGAAGUGUAACUUUAAUACAGAUUAUUACAGAUGUUAAUCUAAAGGAAACAUCUGGUUGAGUAUCUACUGUGUAUUGUUUUCGUUAAAUGUAGAUGAUAUAUAAGAAUAAAAAGUCACAGAUCACAGGGAAAUCUAAAGAGUUGCAAUAGGAAAACUACUGUGAUGUGUCGCUUAUGAUGUCAUGGGGCUUAGGAGUCCACAUUCAAUGUUUUAUUAUUUUUCUAUAAUGUAACGAACUCUACUAGCUAUAGGGAACUGAGUGUGAUCACACACUUCAUUUAUGACAAUUACAAAUCAUCACAAGCUAAUUCCGUUAUAUCUGUCAUCAUUUGGUACAUUAUACUAAGCAAUAAAUAAGACGGGGAAAUUUAAGUGAGCUACAAGCAAAUUACACGGUCACAAGAUUAAAAACACUAUCUUAUUUCUGUGGCACCGGCCAAAGGUCAGCGUGUGUUUGGCAGCGACUGGACAGUCACUUCAUUGAGAUUAAGGUGUUUGAAUCAGGAAAAAUUAGCAAACAUGAUGAUCAGAACAACUUUAAUAAGGGUCAACGCCGGAUUAUUGGGUGUGUUUACAGUGGUCAGUAUCUACCGUAUAGAAUAACCAGUGAAUCUGUGGCAUUGGCACUCAAGGCCCCAGCAAAGCCAGACCCAUGCAGUCCAGUUUCACAGAAGAGCACUAAUUAGUGAAUGAAUUUGGGGUUCUCUCUUCAAGUAAGAAUUUGCUUUUAUAACAUAACCACCAUCAGAUUUUAAUGAACACAAAAGAUCAAGCCCUACCAAUAUAAUCUGUCAUCUUACAUUGGUUUCAGUGGAACCCCUCUGAAUCUGGUGUACUUGUAAUUGACUGAUUCCACAUUUUGAUCAUUUUGUACACCCUUCUUUAGUUACAAUAUAAAAAAAACAUGGCCUCCAUGUAGGGAAAUCACAUCUGCAUGUAAUUAUCAAUGAUUCAGAAAGCAGAAGACUGUCAUACUGUGGUGUUUCAUUUAUUAAAAUCUGGACCUCAUUUUCCCUCUGUCACAAAAACAAACCACAUACCCAUCAACAGGUUUUCAUGAAGACUCGCACACAAAGUAGACAUCAGCAGGCAGAACAGUUUGGCGGUCGCCACAUCACUGAAGUACAGAAAUAUUCAGAUAUUUUAUAAAAAAAGAAGCUAAAAACGUUUUUGAAUAAAUUAAAAAAACAUCUAUCCUUGUCAAAACAAAAUUUAAAUGACAAUUGCCUUAAAUCAAUGAAAUAUAUUUACAAUAUUGGCACAGCAUGAUAUAAAAAGCUAAGUGGAAUAAGUAGGAUACAGUACAUUAAAUUAACAGAAGUACAAGUCAUUCAGGAGACCUUUUAAACAAUAAAUAUAUGAACAUAGCAUUCAGUCCAGAGCUGAGAGAAACUAAUAGAAACAUGUACUGGAAUUUUUCAGUAUCUGAAUGAUAACAGUAAGUUUUAAUACAUGAGCUAGUGGCAACUUAAAGUAUUCAGUGUUUCUUCCAUGAUGUUUGAACGGAGGGUUACAGCCUCAAUCUUGGGCCUUUGGGGUGUUAACGAGCUGGUUCUUGUCUCAGAAACCAAUAUUUUGUUGUGCUAGAAAUAAUAAAAACUG
Messenger RNA from Limanda limanda (common dab), 3939 nucleotides. It is a transcript of the gene wdr31, whose product is annotated as WD repeat domain 31. The record is from RefSeq and is a predicted model, not a curated record. Gene Ontology annotation, molecular function: protein binding. Lineage: Eukaryota; Metazoa; Chordata; Actinopteri; Pleuronectiformes; Pleuronectidae. The coding region runs from base 183 to 1259 and encodes 358 amino acids. The transcript is spliced from 10 exons.